ACGAUGUUAAACUGUGAUUAACUCCAUGAUUUCACCGAAGAUGGUCGCGGCACACACCUCCAGCCACCCGUCUGCAUCUGCUGACUGGAUCAUCUGUCUGGAUAAGAGACCAGAGGAGCGUUCAGGGGAAGACGUGGACAUUAUCUUGGUGCGUCUGAAAAGUGUGAAGGCCUUCGAGAAAUUCCACCCGGCUCUUCUUCAGCAGAUCUGUCUGUGCGGCUUCUAUGAAUGUCUGGAGAAAGGCAUCACUCUGUACAGGCAGGGUGACAUCGGCACCAACUGGUACACCGUCCUGUCUGGUUCUCUAGAUGUCAAAGUCUCUGAAACGGCAAACCAUCAGGAUGCGGUCACCAUCUGCACGCUGGGCAUCGGCACUGCUUUCGGAGAGUCUAUCCUGGACAACACUCCCCGCCACGCCACCAUCGUCACCCGAGAGUUCAGCGAGCUGCUGCGGAUCGAGCAGAAGGACUUCAGGAGCCUGUGGGAGAAUUAUCGUCAGUGUAUGGCUGGUCUAUUGGUCCCGCCCUAUGGUGCUAUGGAGAGCGGCCCAAAUGCUGACAGAAUGCCUGAUAAAGAGAAUCUAAGCAACAGUUCACCUGGAUUAUCACCCAAGCACUUAAAUAAGAAAUCAUUCAUUGAAAAUCCCACCAAAGUUCAUCCCAAACCCAUUCCUCAGGUGCCGUCAGAGAAGAUCCUUCGGGCAGGAAAAGUGCUACGAAACAUCAUUUUAUCUCGAGCGCCUCAUGUGAUCAGAGACAGGAAAUACCACCUGAAGACAUUCAGGCGGAGCUGUAUCGGCACUGAGCUCGUUGAUUGGCUGUUGCAGCACACAUCAUGUGUUCACUCUCGUGUUCAGGCUGUAGGGAUGUGGCAGGUGCUGCUGGAGGAGGGAGUACUAAACCACGUGGACCAGGAGCUGACAUUCCAGGAUAAAUAUCUGUUUUAUCGCUUUCUGGAUGACGAAAGUGAGGAUUCAGGAAUGCCGAGUGAGGAAGACAAGAAGGAGAGUGACGAAGAGCUGCAGGACACACUUCUGCUGCUCUCUCAGAUCGGCCCUGAUGCUCAUCUGCGGAUGAUCCUGCGUAAACAGCCCGGCCAGAGGACAGUCGAUGACCUGGAGAUCAUUUAUGAGGAGCUGCUGCACAUUAAAGCCUUGUCCCAUCUCUCCACCACUGUGAAGAGGGAACUCGCUGGCGUUUUAAUAUUUGAGUCGCAUGCGAAAGCAGGCACAGUGUUGUUCAAUCAGGGUGAAGAAGGGACGUCCUGGUACAUCAUCCUGAAGGGCUCCGUCAAUGUGGUCAUCUAUGGAAAGGGGGUCGUGUGUACUCUACAUGAGGGUGAUGAUUUCGGGAAGCUGGCUCUGGUGAAUGACGCUCCUCGGGCCGCCUCCAUCGUGCUGAGAGAAGACUUCUGCCACUUCCUCAGGGUGGAUAAAGAAGACUUCAACAGAAUCCUCAGGGAUGUGGAGGCAAACACUGUCCGUCUGAAGGAACAUGAGGAGGACGUGCUGGUUUUGGAGAAAGCUAACAACAGGAGCUCCAGUUCUUCUCCUCUCAAGUACACUGUGAUGUCAGGAACUCCAGAGAAGAUUCUGGAACACCUUCUGGAGACCAUGAAACUUGAUUGCCAGUUCACAGAGUCAGAUCCUGCUCUGGAUGACUUUCUGCUCAUGCACUGUGUUUUUGUCCCAAACAGUCAGCUGUGUCCACUGCUCAUGACCCAUUAUCACGCUCAGGCGUCCCAGGGCAGUGAACAGGAGCGGAUGGAUUACACUCUCAAUAACAAGCGCAGGGUGGUGCGUCUGGUGUUACAGUGGGCCUCCAUCAACACGGAUCACCUGCAGGAGGAGGACAGCUCCUUCAGCUUCAUUCAGGAGUUUUAUGAGAUGGUGUGUGAAGACUCCAGACUCAUUCCAGCCCUGAAGGACCAUCUGCCCGAACUGGAGAAGAUCAUCAAGCAGAACUCAGAUGACGGUAGACCCUCUCAGAAAAAGCACAAAGUCCUGCUGCGUCAGUUCAGCACAGGGAACGACAGGCUUCAGAAGAGACAGCCCAUCAAAAGCACAGACGAGAUCCUCUUCAAGGUGUACUGCGGUGAUCACACCUACUCCACUAUCCGUGUGCCCGUGUCUGCGUCCGUCAGAGAGGUCAUCGCUGCUGUAUCCGACAAACUGAGCUCAGGCGACGAUCUGCUGCUCAUCCAUCUCAACUCAGCUGGAGAUAAAGAGCUUCUGAAGCCGUCUGAUGUUUCCAUCUUCUCAUCUCUCAGCAUUAAUGGCCGUCUGUUCGUCUGCCCGAGGGACCAGAUCGACUCUUUGACGCCGCUGCCCGAGCAAGAGGGACCGUCUGCGGGCUCCAUGUCCACGUUUGAGCUCAUGAGCUCCAAAGAUCUGGCCCAUCAGAUGACCCUCUACGACUGGGAGCUCUUCCACUGUGUGCACGAGCAUGAGUUGAUCUACCACACGUUCGGCCGGCAUCAUUUCAAGAAGACCACCGCCAAUCUGGACCUGUUCCUGCGGCGCUUCAAUGAGGUGCAGCUGUGGGUGGUGACGGAGGUCUGUCUGUGUUCCGCGCUCAGCAAACGAGUGCAGCUCCUCAAGAAGUUCAUCAAGAUCGCAGCACACUGUAAGGAGUUUAAGAACCUGAACUCAUUCUUUGCCAUUAUCAUGGGUCUGGGAAACCCUGCGGUCUGUAGACUCAGUCAGACAUGGGAGAAACUGCCCAGCAAGUUCAAGAAGUUUUAUGGAGAGUUUGAAAACCUGAUGGAUCCCUCCAGAAAUCACAGAGCGUAUCGACUUACAAUGGCCAAGUUAGAACCACCCAUCAUCCCCUUCAUGCCCUUAUUAAUUAAAGACAUGACUUUCACACAUGAGGGAAACAAGACCUUCACCGACCGACUGGUCAACUUUGAGAAGAUGAGAAUGAUUGCAAACACCGUCAGAAUCAUGAGAUACUGCAGAAGUCAACCAUUCGAUCAGGAAGCUCCGCAGGCGACAGGUAAAAGCCAUCAGGACGUGCGCGCUUACGUCCGCCACAUCAGUGUGAUCGAUAACCAGCGCAGUCUAUCCCAGCUGUCCCACCGUCUGGAGCCCCGGCGGACCUGAAAGCCCCACAGCUUCACCUCCACCUCAGCCAGAAGAUAAGCUAGAGCAACACAGCAGCCAAACACAAGGGCUUUUCCCUCCCGCGCCGGCUUGUCUCAACGUGUGGCUUCGUCUCGGUGUGCGGAUCUGCAGGCUUUCUCAUAUUCUGCCACGGAGGAAGAAGAAGAUGCUGUUUCCAGAUGCUGCUUCUCUUUAUUUACAGGUUUCUGAACAGUUUGAUGCCUUACACUAAUAUUGGCACCCUUGGUAAAUAAGAGGAAAGCUGUUGUUUAAUGAUGUUUCACUCAUAAUAUUAAGAAAUUGUCUUUUUUAAAAGUGCCCUGCAGUGGUUAGCACUGUCGCUUCACAGCAGGAAGGUCGCUGGUUCGAGUUCUGUGUGGAGUGUGCAUGUUCUCCCAUUGCGUGGGUUUCCUCCGGGUGCUCCGGUUUCCCCCACAGCCCAAACACAUGCGCUGCUGGUGAAUUGAAUCAACUUAAUUGGCCGUAGUGUAUGAGUGUGAAUGUGAGUGUGUAUGGGUGUUUCCCAGUACUGGGUUGCAUCCGCUGGGCAGAACAUAUGCUGGAUAAGUUGGCGGUUCAUUCCGCUGUGGCGACCCCUGAUAAAUAAAGGGACUAAGCUGAAGGAAAAGGAAUAAAUGAAGUAACAACACUGGUGUUAAAAGUAGCAUGCACAAACUCUCAAUCAUAUUCAUGACAUGUCAUAUCGUGAUUAUGGAGGUGUCAUGAACACCCUCUUCUAGUAAAGUGUUACCAUGAAGCCCCUACCCUCAUUUAAAAAGAAACAUUAGAUUUUUUUGGUAUUAUUUUGAUCAAAAGUUUAAACAAAGAAGUCAAUUCGUCACAGCUUUCUUUACUCCUAUUUACCAAGGCUGCUAGUAUUAACAGAGGACACUGCGUGUGGUGUGUGUUUGUUUUUUUAGUAGAGUUUGGAAUCAUGAGCUUGAAAGUGAAGUUUUUUUCCUGUCUGAGUUUUACGAGACCUUUUUUCAUACUUUGAAGGAGAUUAAAAGCAUAUUAGCUGUACUGUUGUUCUGUAUUUGGGGUCAAGACGAGUUAAAAAUUAUUAAACGGAUCAAAAGUGAGUGUUUAAAUAAAGUAUAACUUCCUAUUGAUCAAAGAAUGCCGAAUGUGUCACCGUUCCAACCAAAACCCAUACAAAAAUUAAAGAAACAUUACUUUUUUUGGCUCAUUUUACAGCUCACCUGGAGUUAAACAGUUGAAAUGUACAAUUUUUUUGUCUGGCGCACUUUUAGCUUAGCUUAGCAUAGAUCAUUGAAUCGGAUUAGACCGUUAGCAUCUGAAAAAUUUCAAGUUUCUAUGAUUUUUUCUAUGUAAAGCUUGACUCUUCUGUAGUAUUACGUCUAAAAAUAGUCCCCAGCUAGCUAACUAAAUAACAGCAUGUCGUUUCAACCAGUGGUGCAGCAGUAAAGUUCCUUGAUUAUUACGUCAGAAUGAGAGUAUAGUUCCUAGCCAUAUUAGCCUAGAAAAUAGGAAUUUUUAGUUUUUUCUGCCAGUCUUAGUACAUGAUGUUAAAAUAGAAGAGUCAAGCUUCAAAUUGGAAAAUAAAUCUUUUUUUUUUUUGGAGUGAGAUGCUAAUGGUCUAAUCCGAUUUAAUGAUUUAUGCUAAGCUAAGCUAAGGUGAAAGUGCUCUUUAACUCUAGGUCAGCUAAAAAAACGAGUUUUUUUAUUUGUUUUUUUUUUCCAAAAAAAAGUGAAGCGUUCCAUUAAUAUUUUCUCAAAUAAAUGUUUAGUAUGUCAGAAUGAAUUCUGAA
This is a messenger RNA of Danio aesculapii, 4875 nucleotides long. RefSeq names its product Rap guanine nucleotide exchange factor 4a (gene rapgef4a). The coding region runs from base 26 to 3103 and encodes 1025 amino acids. Gene Ontology annotation, biological process: positive regulation of GTPase activity; Ras protein signal transduction. Gene Ontology annotation, molecular function: guanyl-nucleotide exchange factor activity. The transcript has 31 exons. NCBI's taxonomy places the organism in Eukaryota, Metazoa, Chordata, Actinopteri, Cypriniformes, Danionidae. Gene Ontology annotation, cellular component: plasma membrane. The record is from RefSeq and is a predicted model, not a curated record.